GCACAGCCACCAGAGCCACCAUUACCGCCACCAGCAGUCCACCACCACCGUCCCCAUCUGCAAUUCAGUACACAACUAGAGUACGAUAAUCGAUGUCCCCAAAGAAACUCCAUCAAUCUCAAAUGCCGGUGGCCAAGGCUGCCUUAGCCCCAAAUAUUCCCGAAGAACUCACAGUCGACAUACUCUUACGUCUUCCGGCGAAAUCCAUCGGUAAAUUCAGGUGCGUCUCGAAGCCAUGGCGAUGUCUACUCUCCGACCCACUAUUCAUCACAGCCCACCUCACUCUUCAUCUCUGUUACCCCCAAAAACUCAUCUUGUUUUCUUCGUCCCCUGUUCUUCCCUCUUCACGCAGCAUCUACACCCUAACUUUCACCACCGCUGACAAGCCUGGUUCCGAAGCCGUUUUGGAAAAGCUCACCCUUUCAGAGAACAUUUUAGAGAACCCAUCUUCGAAGUACGCCUCAAUUGUCGGUUCUUGCAACGGGUUGGUGUUGGUGUUAGGAUUCAGAAGGGAGUUAGGCUUACGGGAUACCAUGUAUUUGAUAAACCCUACAACCAUGGAGGUAGUGAAAUUGGCCGCUAGCCCUUUGGUUCGGAAGGCUGUUCUAAUUGGGGGUGCUUUGGGUUAUGAUAGCUCUAAUGAUGAUUACAAGAUCGUUACUGUCUCGUGUGAUGAUUCCACAGGGAAUGAAACUUCUGUUGAUGUUUUUAGUUUGAGGAGUGGAUCGUGGAAGAGAAUUAAUAGUUUGCCUUAUCAUCUUAAUUUUUGUUCUUGGGUUUUCUUGAAUGGUGCUAUACAUUGGUUGGCUUGCUCUGAUUCUGAUUCUGAAGAUUAUUCAGUAAUAGCUUUUGAUUUGACUAGCGAGAAAUUUGAUCCAGUGCCAAUUCCCAGAGGUGAAUUUGAUCCUAUUAAGCUUGUAGAUUUAGGUGGAUGUCUUGCAAUUGUUGUGAAGCAAACAUAUCAUCAGAUGGAUAUUUGGGUGAUGCAGGAGUAUGGCAUUGGACAAUCGUGGACUAAGUUUAGUGUUGCUACACCUAACUCCUUUUAUUUGAAUAAAGUUGUUUGCCUAUUGGGGGAUGAUAAUGUUGUUGUUUUGAAUGUUGAGGAACAGAAAUUCGUUGUGCAUAACUUGACAGAGAACACUAGGAGGGAUAUGGUGGUUGCCGGCAUUGGGGGUCACUUGAGACAACUUAUUGGCUUUUCUGAGAGCCUUGUGUCGCCUAUUUACUACUGUCAGAAUUGGAGAGCAACAUAAUCUUGAGGGUUGACGGUUCAUUAUAAGGCCAUUUCUUAGACACAUACAGUAGGAAUAUAAUGCCGCCUCUCACUUCAAGAUGGAGCAACAUACAGUAGAUGUUGGUUUUCACCUGAAGAGGACGCUCACUGCCUUCAAGGGAGGAAUGUAAACUGCUAUUUGCUUUGCGUACAAUCGUCUGCACCCCUUGUUAGUUGCCUGCCCUCAAGUGCAAAUAUUGCUUGUUUGAUUGAGUUGUAAAGAGCAAAAGCAAAGUGUUCUAUAUUUUCAUAUCAUACCGUGCAAGCAAGAACUUGGAAGUCUUUGAGAACUUUGGUUGACAAAUAAUAUCUUCCACCUUUGACCUGUCAUGCUUGUAUCAAAAUAAUGUGAAUUGAAAGGUAAGCAUAAAA
Molecule: messenger RNA, 1648 nt
Organism: Coffea arabica (coffee)
Lineage: Eukaryota; Viridiplantae; Streptophyta; Magnoliopsida; Gentianales; Rubiaceae
Source: RefSeq, a predicted model, not a curated record